Molecule: messenger RNA, 1068 nt
Organism: Alosa alosa (allis shad)
Lineage: Eukaryota; Metazoa; Chordata; Actinopteri; Clupeiformes; Clupeidae
Gene: taf9
Product: TAF9 RNA polymerase II, TATA box binding protein (TBP)-associated factor
Exons: 7
Coding region: 82-828 (248 amino acids)
Biological process (GO): DNA-templated transcription initiation; RNA polymerase II preinitiation complex assembly
Cellular component (GO): transcription factor TFIID complex; SAGA complex
Molecular function (GO): transcription coactivator activity; RNA polymerase II general transcription initiation factor activity; protein heterodimerization activity
Source: RefSeq, a predicted model, not a curated record
CUCGUACGAACAGCUCAGUACGGAAGUCGACAAAUGAAAACAACAGCGCGGGGCUGAUGGGAAGAGUGGUGGGAAGUAAAAAUGGCGUCUCCGAAAACUAUACCUAAAGAUGCACAGGUUAUGGUUCAAAUUUUGAAAGACAUGGGGAUCACGGAGUACGAACCUAGAGUUAUCAAUCAGAUGCUGGAAUUCACAUACAGAUAUGUAACCACCAUCAUAGAUGACGCCAAAAUAUAUGCCACACAUGCGAAGAAAUCUAAUGUCGACGCCGAUGAUAUCAGGCUAGCCAUCCAAUGUCGGAUGGACCAGUCUUUCACAUCCCCUCCUCCACGAGAUUUCCUCCUUGAGAUUGCUCGGCAGAAGAACCAGACUCCUCUCCCGCUCAUUAAGCCGUACACGGGGCCACGGCUUCCCCCUGACCGUUACUGUCUGACUGCACCAAACUACAGACUCAAGUCCCUACAGAAGAAAGUGACGUCCUCAGCCGGGAGAAUCACAGUCCCACGUUUGAGUGUCGGAGCAGUGUCCAGCCGACCGAGCACUCCCACUCUUGGUACGCCCUCUGUCCAGACGGUGGCCUCCAAAAUGGGGACGCCGGUGUCAUUAACUGGCCAACGUUUUACCGUUCAGAUCCCCUCCUCACAGGCAUCAACUGUGAAGUCAGCCACCCCAUCCACACCAACAGUUCAGAAUGUCCUCAUUAACCCGUCAAUCAUAGGCUCCAAGAACAUCCUCAUCACAACGAAUAUGGUGUCCCAGAAUUCAGCAGCAGAAUCGGGCUCCCUGAAGAGGAAGCACGAAGAUGAUGAUGACUACGACGCCCUUUGACCUCAUAGAUAGUGAAGUCUAAGUGUUCUGAAAGCAGAAAAAGUUUUGUACAUGGUUUCUUAAAAUAUGGCCGUCUUUAGUCCUUCAAAUGUUGAAAAUGAUCCUGUUGAAAUGGAAAUGGAAAUGUAUUGUUGGUUAUUAUUUCGUCAGAUCCCAAUCACUGAGUGAGGUUAUGAACACAUCAUCUUCACCCAUUUUCUUUUCUUUUCUGUUUAUAUAAAUAAAUUUUGGGAAAAAAUA